CAUCUCCUCGCCCUGCUCUCCCCCCCUCCCCAACACAGACGGUCCCAUGGCCACCAAAAUCGACAAAGAGGCGUGCAGGGAGGCGUACAACCUCGUCAGGGACGAUGCCACCAACGUGAACUGGGUGACUUUUAAAUACAACGGCUCUACCAUCGUCCCCGGAGACCAAGGGGUAGACUAUGAAACCUUUAAAAGGAAGUGCACGGAUGAUGUUAGAUUGUUUGGCUUUGUCCGAUUCACCACCGGCGAUGCCAUGAGCAAGCGAGUCAAGUUUGCCCUUAUCACUUGGAUUGGAGAGGAUGUCAGUGGCCUGCAGAGAGCCAAAACUGGGACCGAUAAGACUCUGGUCAAAGAAGUAGUACAGAACUUUGCCAAAGAAUUCGUGAUCAGUGACCACAAAGAGCUGGAUGAGAAUUACAUCAAGAGUGAGCUGAAGAAAGCAGGGGGGGCUAAUUAUGAUGCACAGAAUGAGUAAACAUACCAACCUCCUGGCACCAUCACCUGGGUCUGACAGGGGGAGGAAAGGCACAACAAACUAACAACUGAGAGAUGAGGCAACUGAACCCCCCAGCUUUCUGUGUGUGCACACAAGAACUCCCUUUUUCACAUACGGUGGACUUUCCAUUCCAUAUCACAAAACAUCACUCUUGGGAUGUUUGUUUUUCUCUUUUCCCCAUGUUUUUUUACUCAUAACUCUGUGGGUGUCCUCACAUCUGUGGAAUUUAGGUUUGUAUCUGCUUUUGGUGUUUUUCAGCAUUGUGUUUGUAGCGGCUUGCCAUUGUGUCCUUCUUCCUGUGCAUGCAUGUCUGUGUCUUUUAGUUGGGCUCAAACCUGGUUUCUGAGGGAAGAAAGUUUUGGGGGAGUUCUAAACAUCGAUUAAUUUUUCUGAAUUUGUUCAGGUUGAUAUUCUUGGGGAUAAUGCUUUUUGCUCUUCUGUGCUCGGAUCAACUUGAGCCGACUUCACUGAAACACUGAUUAAAUUGUCUAAGUUUAAAUGUCCAGCUGAGAUGUUAUCCAACGGCUUAAACAACAAAGCAAACAAAAUUCUUCAGCUCCUAAAUAGGAAAAAUUUGCCUUAAACAUUGCUUGACAGUUGCUAUGCUAUGUGCUGUAUCUCUAUCCCUCCCUCUUCAAAGUAAGAUCCAACAUGAUCCAGACGUAGGGAUUUUGUUGGUUUUCAGAGGUAUCAAGGCACAGUAAACCGAGUGGCUUAGAAAUGUCUGGGCACUUGUUCACUAUUUUGUGUACAUCGGUCUCUGGGUUUGUAUUGGACUUUCUUAAUGCUGGGGCUCAGGAGGUGAAACUGAAAUGCACAGAUUUCCUUUUUAAAUGAUGUGUGCAAAAAUAGCAGCCACUGAAUCCUAGCAGCCUUUUCUUGCCCAUGUGCCCCCUGCUCUUUUAGCAGUUAAACCCAACACCUUCAGUUAUUUGGGGCCUUGAAGAAGUGAACUUUCCUCUGGCAAUGAGUACGGGAAGGAGUGCAGCAGCUCUAUCUAUGUGGGGAUAAAACAUUCAACAGCAGAGGCCCAGAGAGAAACUGGGCGCUGUUUGUUUUGUAUCCACCUGUUUGUCUGGGGGGCUUCUUUGUAUGGCUUUUUCAUUUUUCAUCAAAUGUAAUUGUCUUCAGACUUAAUGUGUAGGGGGAAACUGUGUUGUACUGGGGCUUGGGACUCCUCGCUACAAACCCGUGACAGAAAUAAAUGUUUUUCAAAAACA
This is a messenger RNA of Neopsephotus bourkii (Bourke's parrot), 1716 nucleotides long. It is a transcript of the gene COTL1, whose product is annotated as coactosin like F-actin binding protein 1. NCBI's taxonomy places the organism in Eukaryota, Metazoa, Chordata, Aves, Psittaciformes, Psittacidae. The record is from RefSeq and is a predicted model, not a curated record. The transcript has 4 exons. Gene Ontology annotation, cellular component: site of polarized growth; plasma membrane; actin filament. The coding region runs from base 47 to 475 and encodes 142 amino acids. Gene Ontology annotation, molecular function: actin filament binding. Gene Ontology annotation, biological process: regulation of actin filament polymerization.